GAUCCACCACAUUGAAAGGAUCAGCUUGUAAUAAUGAAACCAAUCUAUCCACAGAUCCUUCUACUUUAAAUGAACCAGUCAAAACUGUGAAAGAAUUAAUAGCUUUCUAUUAUUAUUGGAAACGAAAAAGUACAUCAGCUUGUUCUUCUUCCUCCUCCUCGUCAUCAGUAUCGAUUAGUGGUGUAGGAAGUGGUGGUGGGGGUGGUGGUGUUGGCGGUGGUUUAAGUUCAGUUGCAGAAAAUUUUGCAACUGCAGUCGUUGCAGCUGCACUGAAUACUGAUACGACUACAAACAAUAAUUGUACUACUACUUCUACUACUGCUACUGCUACACCAUCUUCAUUAGUUGGUAAUGGUAGUCAUACUACUCCUUUUGAAUCAGCGAAUAAUUUGAAUGGUAGUGCAUUUUCUACUCAAGCUCAUAUCACUUCGGUUAGUGUUAAAAAACGUAAACCAACUAAUCGUGGUUGUGUUC
Molecule: messenger RNA, 474 nt
Organism: Schistosoma turkestanicum
Lineage: Eukaryota; Metazoa; Platyhelminthes; Trematoda; Strigeidida; Schistosomatidae
Source: the annotation of a GenBank genome assembly